This is a messenger RNA of Pipistrellus nathusii (Nathusius's pipistrelle), 1122 nucleotides long. Lineage: Eukaryota; Metazoa; Chordata; Mammalia; Chiroptera; Vespertilionidae. The record is from the annotation of a GenBank genome assembly.
AUGUGGUGCCUGGAGCGGCUCGGCUUAGGUCCCGAGCGCCUCCUGCGGGGCGGGAGCGGACGGCUCCAGGGCUGGGCCAGAAGAACCGCUGCCACCGCGCCCGCCAAGUGUGCGAACGUGCUCACCCCGGACCGCAUCCCAGAUUUCUGCAUCCCCCCGCGAUUCGCGCCCUGCCCCGUGCUGGCUGCGCACCGGGACUCCCGCGUGAAAAGAGCAGGAGACGACGACGGCGCGGGGCGCACGGACUGGGACCCGCGCUCGCAGGCGGCGCUCUCGCUGCCUCACCUGCCCCGCGCGCGCACCGCCUACGGCUUCUGCGCGCUGCUGGAGAGCCCGCACACCCGCCGCAAGGAGUCGCUCUUCCUGGGGGGCCCCGGCGCCCCGGCGCUCCUGCCGCCGCCCGCGCUCCGCCCGCGGGCCCACACCUACGGCGGCGGCGGAGGAGGAGGAGGAGGAGACGCCCCCCUCUGGGCCCGCUUCACCCCACCCGCGGCUUUCCGCGGCUCCCGCCCGCCCCGGAACACGCUCGCCCCGCGGCCCCGCGGCCCCCGCCCCCUGCGCGCCCCCAAAGGGCUGCUGAGCCGCGCGCUGCAGGCCCGGAGGAGUCACAGCCUCGCCCGCGCCCGCUCGGUGUCCAGCGGGCACCUGGACGGGGAACGCUCCUCCAGCUCGGGGUCCCCGGCCCGGCCCCGCUCCGCGUCCCCCCCGUCGGACCCCGGCCCGCGGCCCGGGUGCGUGGAGGCCGAGGGCACCGUGGCUCUGGGCCGCGCCUGCGGCGCCCUGCGCCUGGCCGCCGAGUACAGCGCGGCCAGCGGGCGCCUCCGCCUCCGGCUGCUGCGCCCCGAGGGCCCGGCCGGGGGCGCCCCGGAGCCCUGCGCCGCGGGCUGCCGCGUCAGCCUGGUCCUGCAGCCGCCCGGCAAGGCGCGCCCGCAGCGCAGCGCCGUGCUCCGGCGGAGCCGCAAGGCCGGCUUCGACCAGGACUUCUGCUUCGACGGGCUGUCGGAGGACGAGGUGCGCCGCCUGGCCGUGCGCGUCAAGGCCGAGGCCAAGGGCCGCGGGCUGAAGCGGGGCCGCCUGCUGGGCCAGGGCGAGCUGCUGUUGGGCUCCCUGCUGCUGCCCUGA